CCACCGCUGCACCGCAGGCGCUUCUGUCUGCCCGGUCCACCUCCCAAGCUUCUUCACAAGAAACACUCGCCAAAGUCGUGCAUGGGCAAGGGAGCUCUGGCCCCCAGCGUGCAUGUCAUCUCGUAGGGCAGCAGGGUCGUCGUCGAUCACACCUUGCGCGUUUGUUUGCUCUAUCAUUACUCUUCAGCUUCGGAUAUUCAUACUAACUCAUUCAAGGUCUACAGCAUCUAGAACAAUCGCUUUCUACCUCGACUCAAUUCCUCAUUCAUCAUGAAGUGAACAGUGAACAUACCCCACUACACCCUGUCAUCGGGCUGCAGCAAUGGUGCACAGGAACGCGAGACAUUUGGCAGUGCUACCUCGAUUACGCAUCUCUGUGGCGCUGACAGCAGCUCAACAGGGUUGGCGCCUUGGAGGAUGGAAACAUUUGGACCUUCUGCUCGCUUUCUGUGGACCUCAUCGCACUGCCCGCGCCGCCCAGAAGUCGUGUUGAAUCUUCCAGGUGGAUGACGUUGAGCUUCUUUGCUGGGCGCGUGCCUACUAAGCCACCACACCAGCCUGGGCAGACCGUCUCGCAGCCCAAUGACUUUGGCUUUUCUGCUGCUGGCUGCUGGGAGAAAGCUCCGCGUACGGAUCGAUUCGUCGGAUUCGAUUUACCACCUUAGCUCGCUCAAGCUCUUACCACCAACAGAAAGCAGGUGACGGCCGGAAAGGAUCACCUCCAGCUUCCCCCUCUCAGCACCGGCACAGGGCCCAAACACGCAAUUCUUGCCUCAGCAAAAGACUCACAGCCACACACCGGUCUCGUCGCCGUCACCUCGCUUGCCUCUUGAGACCCCGUCUUGUCCGUCCGCCGCAUGUAAGCUUUAAAAUAAGCUACGCCGCCCAGUCCCAUCUACGAUUCUCUCAUCCGACUUUCCGUCUCCUUGCAUCUCGUCACCUUGUGCUGCCCCGCAGUCUUCUACAACACCUACUCCGUACGAAUACACAGUUCACAUUCACCUAACAUCCAGUCACCCCGCCCCCUCUUGAAUUCUGACGCAAGCGCGCCCCCGAUUCUCCCGGCAUCGUCAACCGAUCGAACUCUGCGCGUCGCAUUCCAGGCUUCAAUGUCCUAUCCAGGCCAAUACGGCUACGGUGCCCAGCCUCACGGCCAGGGCUACGGCCAGCAGUACCCGCCCCCUCAACAGGGAGGUUACGGCGGAUCACCGUAUCCUCCGCAAGGAGGACAUUAUCCUCCUCCUCAAGGCCCUCCCCCCGGCCAAUAUGGUGCACCUCCUCAACAGGGUGGCUACUACCAACAACCUCCUCCGGGCCAAUACCCCCCGCAAGGCGGACACUACCCCCCGCCCCAAGGUCCUCCGCCGGGCCAGUAUCCGCCUCAGGGCGGCGCAUACGGCGCACCUCCCCCGAUUCCUCCCUCGCCAUAUGGCGGACACUCUCCCGCGCCCGGUGGCUACGGGGCACCGCCACCCAGCCAGUCGUAUGGCGCUCCCCCGCCUCAGCACUACGGACCCCCGACGCCGGCGUCUUUGGGAUACGGCGCUCCCCAGAUCAUCCAAUGGGAUGCCACUCCUGACGCGACAACAGCGCGCAACGCAAUGAAGGGGUUUGGUACCGACGAGAAGACUCUCAUCCGCUGUCUGGCAACAAAGGAUCCUCUGCAGAUCGAUGCCAUCAGAACGGCAUUCAACAGGAACUUCAGGCGUGAUCUCGAGCAGGAUAUCAAAAAGGAGACAAGUAGUUGGUUCCAGAAGGGCUUGGUGUCUGUCGCCCGCGGCCCUCUCCGCUGCGACAUCUAUAACUUGUACGAGGCAAUGGACGGGGUUGGCACAAAGGAGAGUGUUCUGAAUGAUGUUCUCCUCGGCCGGUCAAACGCGGAUAUGCAGGCCAUCAAGAGCGCAUACCAGCAAACGUUCAAGAGGCGCCUGGAGGACGACGUAAAGGGCGACCUCAGCAUGAAGACAGAGAGGCAUUUCCUCAUCGUCCUGGGUGCCAACAGAGCAGAGGACUCUGCGCCCGUCGUGCCGCAACAGGUCGACUCGGAUGUCAUGGAGCUGUACAAGGCCACCGAAGGCAAGGUCGGCACGGAUGAGAUGCUUGUUUGCAGCAUCCUGAGCACCCGCAACGACAACCAGAUCCGCGCCAUCAACCAAGCCUAUGAGCAAAAGUUCAGGAGGAAGCUUGAGGAAGUUAUCAAGAAGGAGUUCUCUGGACACAUGGAGGACGCCCUUCUUUUCCAGCUUCGCAACGCAGUCGACAAGUACAUGCACGCCGCCAAGCUCCUGGAAGACUCCAUGGCUGGGCUUGGAACCAAGGACCAUCUGCUCGUAGCGCGCGUGGUGCGAUACCACUGGGACAAGAACACCCUCGCCAACGUCAAGGGCGCGUACCAAGCAAGAUACAACCGCAGCUUGGCGAGCAGGAUCAGGGGCGAGACGAGCGGCGAUUACCAGAGGCUGAUGUUGGCGUGUAUUGGCGAGAACAUUUAAGCAGCGACAACGCGGGCGUGGAGUGCGAGACCGAAUGAUACCCCUGGGCUGGGACGGACUUCUCAUGAGAUAAUGGCCGGGAACGAUGGAUGGAUGAAUGAAUGGACUGGGAGGCCGUAGGCGCCUAUAACGACGGAGCUCGCGAAGAGCAGAGGUAAUCGGACGGGUACUCGGUAUGGUUAUCAGUAGUUUACCGUAAUGACAUUCUGGACUCUGUCCUGGAUUUGCAACACAA
Molecule: messenger RNA, 2727 nt
Organism: Colletotrichum scovillei
Lineage: Eukaryota; Fungi; Ascomycota; Sordariomycetes; Glomerellales; Glomerellaceae
Product: annexin
Exons: 3
Coding region: 1110-2492 (460 amino acids)
Cellular component (GO): cytoplasm
Molecular function (GO): calcium ion binding; calcium-dependent phospholipid binding
Source: RefSeq, a predicted model, not a curated record